Messenger RNA from Oryza brachyantha (malo sina), 1248 nucleotides. RefSeq lists its product as uncharacterized. The transcript has 4 exons. The record is from RefSeq and is a predicted model, not a curated record. NCBI's taxonomy places the organism in Eukaryota, Viridiplantae, Streptophyta, Magnoliopsida, Poales, Poaceae. Bases 1 to 1248 code for a protein of 415 amino acids.
AUGUCGAGCUGCUCCGCGUACGUGCUGGCGGUGACAUGCGGUGCCAAUGGUGGGUACCUGCGCUUCCUGCCUGAUGCGGUGGCAGCAUGGAGGAGCUCUGCAAAGGAAUGCAAGAUCCUUGCCGCUCACCGAGGCCCUAUUCACUAUAUAGUUCUUGUCUCUUACUGCCUCGAGCGCUACAACGCCACCUUCGAGGACUGGUUGAAGUUACCAAUGCUAAACAACCUCUCUCAGCUUGAUUUCCAGUUUGCCACCAAGAAUACCACAACAGAUCAGGAAGCUGACAUGACCUACUCGCUAGUACUCUCAUCGCUUUGCUUCUCCCCCACCCUACAGGUGGUCAACUUGUCUAGGUGUUGCAUCCCUGAUGAUCUUAUUACUCGGCCACUCCAUUUCCCUAAAUUAAGAAAGCUCAAUCUCCAUUCGAUCAGGGCAUCAGAGGAUGCUCUCCAUGCUAUGAUAUCUGCCUGCCCGAGUCUAGAGAGCCGGAACAUCAACUACACGAUUGGGCUGCCUCGCCUUUGCAUUAGACCUGCUUCAAUAAGGAGCCUAUGCAUAGGCACCACACAUGGUCUGAAACAGGAGGCAAUCUUCCAAGAGAGAGUUGUCGAGGAUGCACCGCUCCUCGAAAGGUUGAUCCCAGCUUUUCUAGACGAUGGCCAUGCGAGCAUCCGGGUAAUUAGUGCACCAAGACUAGAGAUAUUGGGCAUCCUGCGCCGCUUCAUCUCCAGACUUGAGAUUGGGACUGUGGAAAUGUCUUCUGUUUGCAUGGCAAUGUCAGUGCCCACUGUGAAGAUUUUGGUCCUUCAGUCAGUUGGCCCUAACCUAGCUGCUGUUGUGGACCUUCUCAAAUAUUUUCCCUGUCUGGAGAAGAUGUACAUCAAGCUAUCACUUCAACCUAAUGCGAAAAAUGAUCUACGCAAUUAUCAUCCAAGACCUUUUCACUGCCUGGAACACCAUCUUAAGAGUAUUGUGCUUAAAAGAUAUCAAGAGAAGACACCCGUGAUUAACUUUGCAAAGUUCUUCAUUUUGAACGCCAAAGUUCUAAAGGUAAUGACAUUUGGUGUCCGGGAUAUCAUCCACCAGAAUGAGAAAUGGAUGACCAAUCAACGCAGGAGGCUACAGCUGCAUAAGAAAGUUUCUAUGGAAGCUCGAUUUGAUUUUGAUAGCAAAUACUGGUGCGAUUACCCGGAAUCUACCAAGAUCGAUGACUUCUCUAUCUCAGACCCAUUUGAUUUGUCACUGUAG